Molecule: messenger RNA, 3885 nt
Organism: Suncus etruscus (white-toothed pygmy shrew)
Lineage: Eukaryota; Metazoa; Chordata; Mammalia; Eulipotyphla; Soricidae
Gene: EDEM1
Product: ER degradation enhancing alpha-mannosidase like protein 1
Exons: 14
Coding region: 1-2937 (978 amino acids)
Biological process (GO): mannose trimming involved in glycoprotein ERAD pathway; carbohydrate metabolic process; endoplasmic reticulum mannose trimming
Cellular component (GO): membrane; endoplasmic reticulum
Molecular function (GO): calcium ion binding; mannosyl-oligosaccharide 1,2-alpha-mannosidase activity
Source: RefSeq, a predicted model, not a curated record
AUGGACGGCGUGCUUAUCCAAUCAGGACGAGCGAGGCUUCCUGACGGGGCGGGACUCACUGCACGGCCGUCCAAUGAGGCCGCAGGAGGGGCGUGGCGUGGUCAGAGUCGGGCGGAAAGUCGCACAAGGGGGCGCGGCCCGCGGCGCUUCAGGGAGUCCCGGGCCGCGCCCUGGCUGCUGCUGCUGCCGCUGCCGCUGCUGCUGCUGCUGCGGGGCCGGGCAGGAUCCGACCCAAUCCGGGGCGGCGGGCGGACGCAGGACAAUGGGCCGGUUCCGGGCGCGUCACGGAGGAGUUCCUUAAAGGGGAAGGAAGGGAAGGGAAGGGAGCGGCGGGGCGGAGCGGGCGGGCGGGCGGGAGCCUCGAGCCCACCUCGGGGUCGCCUCAGGGUCGCCUCAGCGUCGCCUCAGGUCCAGUCAGAGUCGCUUCAGCGUCGCCUUAGAAUCGCCUCAGACUCGCUUCAUGUCGCUUCAGAGUCGCCUCAGAUCGCCUCAGAAUCGCCUCAGAGUCGCCUCAGGUCCAGUCAGGGUCGCCUCAGCGUCGCCUCAGAUCGCUUCAGACUGCAGUCAGGGUCGCCUCAGAAUCUCCUCAGCUCGCUUGAGACACCUCAGGUCGCCUCAGAGUCGCCUCAGGUCCAGUCAGGGUCGCCUCAGGGUCGCUUCAGCUCGCCUCAGAGUCGCCUCAGAAUCGCCUCAGGUCGCCUCAGGUCCAGUCAGGGUCGCUUCAGCGUCGCCUCAGAAUCGCCUCAGAUCGCUCGAGUCACCUCAGAAUCGCCUCGGCGCGGUCGAGUCGCCUCAGGUGCCUGGAGUCGCCCCACUUCCCUUCAGCUCGCCUCAGAGUCGCCUCAGCUCGCUCGAGACAGACACCUCAGGUCGCCUCAGCAUCGCCUCAGCUCACCUCAGGGUCGCCUCAGCCUCGCCUCCGCUCGCUCGAGACCCCUCAGGCCGCCUCAGCGUCGCCGCCGCCGCCCCGAGGAUGCGCAGGGCGCCCCGCCGGCCAUGCCCUGGCGCGCGCUGGUGCUGGCGCUGCUGCUGCUGCGCCUCGGCCUGCACGCCGCGCUCUGGCUGGCGCUCGCGCUCGGCCCGGGGCUGGGCGUGGGGCCGCGCGCGCCCGAGCGCUUGAGCGCGGCUCCAUCACCGGCUCCAUCAUACCUGGCUCCAUCAUCCCCGGCUCCAUCGUCCCAGUCUCCAGCAUCCCCGGCGGCUCCAUCAUCCCCGACGGCUCCAGCAUCCCCGGCUCCAUCAUCAUCUCCCCGGACCCCCGGACCCACCCGCUGGGGCGCCGUGCCCGGGCGCGACGACGACUACGCGCGGCGCUUCAGCGGCCACUUCCCGCCGCAGCUGCGCGCCCGCCUGCGCGACCGGGCCCGCGGCAUGUUCGUCUUCGGCUACGACAGCUACAUGGCGCACGCCUUCCCGCAGGACGAGCUCAACCCCAUCCACUGCCGCGGCCGCGGGCCCGACCGCGGGGACCCUUCGAACCUGAACAUCAACGAUGUCCUCGGGAACUACUCCUUGACCCUCGUUGAUGCAUUGGACACACUGGCAAUCAUGGGAAAUUCCUCAGAGUUCCAGAAAGCCGUCAAGUUAGUGAUCGACACUGUUUCCUUCGACAGAGACUCCACCGUCCAGGUCUUCGAGGCCACGAUAAGGGUCCUGGGAAGCCUCCUGUCUGCCCACAGGAUAAUCACAGACGCCACGCAGCCCUUUGGAGACAUGACCAUCAAGGACUAUGACAAUGAGCUGCUGCACAUGGCCCAUGACUUGGCUGUGAGGCUCCUUCCGGCCUUUGAGAACACCAAGACCGGCAUUCCCUACCCUCGCGUGAAUCUCAAAAAUGGCGUACCCCCGGACAGCAACAAUGAGACGUGCACGGCGGGCGCCGGCUCCCUCCUGGUGGAGUUUGGGAUUCUUAGCCGCUUACUGGGGGACCCCACGUUCGAGUGGGUGGCCAGGAGAGCUGUGAAGGCCCUCUGGAGCCUCCGGAGCAACGACACAGGAUUGCUAGGCAAUGUGGUGAACAUCCAGACGGGCCACUGGGUGGGGAAGCAGAGCGGCCUGGGCGCCGGCCUGGACUCCUUCUACGAGUACCUGCUCAAGUCCUACAUCCUCUUCGGCGAGGAAGACGACCUCCACAUGUUCAACGCCGCCUACCGCAGCAUCCAGAGCUACCUGCGCCGGGGUCGGGAAGCCUGCAACGAGGGAGAAGGGGACCCCCCGCUGUACGUCAACGUGAACAUGUUCAGCGGGCAGCUGAUGAAUACGUGGAUUGACUCUCUGCAGGCCUUCUUCCCGGGACUGCAGGUCCUGAUGGGAGACGUGGAGGAUGCCAUCUGCCUCCACGCCUUCUACUACGCUAUCUGGAGGCGCUAUGGGGCCCUCCCCGAGCGCUACAACUGGCAGCUGCAGGCCCCUGACGUGCUCUUCUACCCGCUUCGGCCUGAGCUGGUGGAGUCCACCUAUCUGCUCUAUCAGGCCACUAAGAACCCCUUCUACCUCCAUGUGGGAAUGGAGAUUCUGCAGAGUCUGGAGAAGCACACAAGAGUCAAGUGCGGCUACGCCACGCUGCAUCAUGUCAUCGACAAGUCCAAGGAGGACCGGAUGGAGAGCUUCUUCCUCAGCGAGACCUGCAAGUACUUGUAUCUGCUAUUUGAUGAGGAGAAUCCAGUCCACAAGUCAGGGACCAGAUACAUGUUCACCACGGAGGGCCACGUCAUAUCCGUGGACGAGCAGCUGCGAGAGUCUCCCUGGAAGGAACUGUUCGCCGAGGGCGGUGGGCACGGUGUGGAGGGCAAGGCCGGGCACAGGUCCAAAGCCCCUGAGUUCCGUGGCAUCAACUCCAGCUCCAAUUGCAACCGUGUCCCAGAUGAGAGGAGAUACGCGCUGCCCUUGAAGAGCGUCUACAUGCGGCAGAUCGACCAGAUGGUCGGUCUCAUCUGACCGCGCUCGCCCUCGUCCAUUCCUGCCCGCUUCCUGUUCUCUUCUGCUUAAUAAAGUGCCCACUUUUUCUCAAGGAUCUAACUCGAGGUGAGCAAGCUCUCGGGAUCAGGGGCCCGUCGAGGCGGUUCCCAGUGUCCAAUGGGCUGCUCUCUGGACGCCUCGGGCAGCUGCGACCCUGCAGGUGUGGGGCUGAGGACAUCUCUCUGUUCACUGCCUCCUGCGCCUGGCAUUCCGUCCCCCUACAAGCUCGGGGCUCCCAGGGAAACCGUCCAUCUGCUUGUCUGUGCCUCGCCUACUCCCCCAUGCUGCAGACGCUGGCCUGUGAAGGCUAAGGAUGGUUACCCAGAGUGGACCGUCUCCUACAGUGCCCGAGCUUGGCAGGUAGACCUUUGGGACGGUCUUGUCCCGGCUUCGAACUUUGCUGAGCAACCUUGGGUGUCAGAACUAGGUGCCUUUUAGGGAAAGAGGAAAAACCUGACGGCCGCCUCGCCGUGGUGAGAAAGAACAAUAUGUCCUGUUUGUGUCUUGUGCUGGUAAGCCAGUCAGGGAAGAGCUGCCAGACUCGUGCCUUAGAGCGAGCGGGUGGUUGGGCCUCUGCCGGCUGGCACCACGUCGCCCCGAGACCGCACGUAGGGGCAGGCGAAAGGGGAGCUCUCAGGAAGAUUCUGGCAAUUUCGUGUGUUUUUGUGUUCUGUACCCAGGCGAGAAUGCUCGAUGAAUUUGCUCUGAGGGUGCCAGGGAGGCAGCUGUGGGCUGGGACCCCUGGCCGGCUUCAGGGAAACGGGCUCAGGCAAGGGGGCUCCUGUGGCUCCCUGCAUGCUUCCGACCAUGGGGAUAGACCUGAAUGCUGCCAGGCCAUGGAUUGCAUUCUCAGCCAAAUGCAGUCGCGUUCCGGGGGCUGGAGUAACCCGUGAGCAUCACUGGGUGUGGGACGCCCCCCGAAAGCCC